GGACUCAGAAGCCUCAAAGCGUGCUUCAACGGUAUAUGCCGGCGCGAAGCCAAGUGCAUUUCGCCACCAGCCCGCUCUACAACAAGCGCCUCCACCAACCAUUCGGAAACGGGCUCUCCGACGAGCAAUUUUUCGGGCUGAACAAAGCCCCACUCAUACAACCUGGUAUCGCGGCAGGCUUCUCCGACUGGAUCAGCUACGACAUCCCCGGUCGACUCAGGACGCAGCCGCAGCCAAGCCCGUGCAUCAGGCCCGACAACCGGAUAGUGAACUGGAACACAGGUGGUCUCCCCAACACCCGCUAUCGUGAAAUUCUUGUUUGGCUGCAGCAGGAACACGAGGCCAACCGACCCGUGGACCUCUGUAUCCUCCUGGAAACAGCCUGGAGAGAGGACUCGGAGUUCACGGCCUCACUGGAUCAACCGGGCGCUCAGACAUGGCAUGCAGGCCAUAGUUCAGGACCAGACCGAGCAGGCAUCUUAUGUCUCAUCCGGUCUGGACUGCUACCGGCCUCACACCUCCGGUAUAACAUCCUCGAGCCCGGCCGCUUAGUCCACCUACGCCUGUUGUUUGACAUGCCCAUGCACAUCCUUUGUGCCUACCAAUGGGCCUGGAAUCCCAGCAAACUGGCGCUCCAAGGCAAACACCGGGCCGAUGCUAUGACCAAGCAACGGCGGCGGAUUUGGCAAGCCAUUGACAGGUGGGCUGGCAGCAUUCCCCAAAGAAGUACAUGCCUCUUGUUGGGCGACUUCAACUCUACCGUGACCCCCGAGGCACCCCUCAGUGGCCCAGGAGUGGUUCAGAAUCAGGCGCACCACCCCGACCAGAGUGCUUUCCAGGAAAUUCUGAGGGCCAGAACCUACAUCCCGCCGAACGCCUCCAUCCAGCACGGCUCUCAGAUCGACUUCGUGAUUGGCAGGGUGGUGCAAGUCGACCCCCGGCCAAGCAGUCCCGCUCUUUCAUGGCUGAUUUUGUGCCCCGCACCGGAUGCAGGCACCUCCCUUUGUGCACAACUACCACUGCCGAGGAGGCCGGCGCCGCUCCCCCGUCCACAACGACCCCGGACGGUCCAGGCCGCUCUGAAGCAGCCUCCCUUCGUGCAACUUCUUCAAGCACAAGUGGAUGUGGGUCUUGGCCAACCAGCCCAGGCUGGCCGUACGCAGCCCAACCCGGAGAUUUCAGUGGAUGCAAUUCUCCUUGCAGGAUGGCAACAAACAGUCAAUGCCCAGGCUCAGGCUCGGACUCACCCAGGCCAUGCGCCUCCCUCUGACACACAGCUUGAACCAGUGUCUCUUACGCAACAGGUCCGACACAUGUGGGCUACGCGCACCUCCCUUCAAACCGUGAGCCGUGAGCCAACUUCUUGGGAGGUGGAGGCGUCCGCGUACUUCGACAACAAUGCCGGGCCAGAAAGAUCCACAAGGUGCCCCCGACGCCGAUUACAACUUCGGGCUGCAGACGGCUCCCUGCAAACCCACAAAAUGGAGUUCGAUCAGAUUAUCAAGUAUUUCCGUGCCCUCUAUGACGGCCCGGAGACCGAACCACCCCGUUUGAGUCAGGACCUCCUUAUCACCUCCGCGGAGAUUCUGGAGGCCCUCGAGCGCUUCAAGCCCUCCAAGGCCAUGCCCAGCACCAGUGCGCCCGCAGCUUUAUGGAAAUGGUUUCGACAGGACAUAGCACCCCAGCUCGAGUCGCUCUUCACUCGGCACCUCUGCAGGGACACCUCGUCCCUGCCCCGGUCCUGGUGUACCAGCGAACUUGUCCUAGAAACCGGGCAAACCCAUGAGGACCCCGGCUCACCUGCGACCCAUCUCACUACUACCAGCUCAAGCCAAGAUGUACAGGGCCCAGCUCUUGCGUUCCUGGCCCAGAUUCCGCAAUACGCCUACGUUGCGGGACGGACCUUGGCUCAGGCCUUAGAAAGAGUCAUUGGGCAUUGCGCCUCUGUCCGCCAAUUGGUGCAGGCCAACGCCUGCAACAUCCACGGCAAGCGCUACGGCCACGUGAACGCCAAGCUCUACGGAGGCUGCCACCUAUCCCUAGACAUUUCAUGCGCCUACGACCAUGUCCCAUGGGAGGCUCUCAAGUCCGCUUUACAGUUCGCAGCAGUACCCCAGCCCCUCAUCGAGGCCAUCCUACUUGUACAUCAUACCGCGUUGCGGACUAUCACCACUGCUCUGGGCAGUGUACUGCAAAUGCACGACCCUGAGCUCCUAGACAUUCACCGCGCCAAUACCAGUUACGCAGAUGACCUGCACUUUGGCUGGACCAUCUUGUGCGGCAGGGAUUUGGAGCGGGCCUAUGCGGCCAUGAAGCACGUCCUGACGCACCUGCUCAGGCAAGGCCUGACCAUCAGCCAGGAUAAGACGGUCGUCAUUCUUGAGCUGCAGGGACCCCAGGCCAGCAAGGCCCUGGACCGCUACACGGUGCAACGGCCCACAGGCCGACACUUUCGGUUUGUCAUCGACGAAAAAGUCCUCCAUUUGAAGAUUGUGUCACAACACGUCUACCUGGGGGCGGUCAUAGGAUUCCGCAAAUUCGAGCAGGAAACCUUCAAGCACCGGCUGGCACUGGCGAGGAACUCUUUCUCCAGGCUCUCGGUUAUUCUUCGCAACCGGACUGUGCCACUUAAGCUGCGACUACAGCUAUGGCAGGGCUGCAUUUGGCCAGCGAUGCUGCAUUCCCUGGACUGCACGGGUCUCCCUCUUAAGGAAUUCCAAUCCAUGCAGUCUCAACUCAUCAAACAGGCCAGGUCGAUCGCCAAGUCCCACAGCGUGCUCACCAAGGAGACCAACCCUGAUUUGUGCGCCGCCUUGGCCUCCCUGAUCCGGUCGCCAGAUUGCAGCAGGCACUCCAGCAGAGAACGGCACUGGAUCAGUCGCUUCCAGAUAUGCUUGCACCAGGCGAGGCCCAGUUACAAUGGCGCGGCAUUCUGA
Messenger RNA from Symbiodinium sp. CCMP2456, 2936 nucleotides. NCBI's taxonomy places the organism in Eukaryota, Dinophyceae, Suessiales, Symbiodiniaceae. The record is from the annotation of a GenBank genome assembly.